AUCGAGUCCCACGUUCUUCAUUUAAAACGAAAGGAUUUGUCCAAAGUUUCGACAUGGAUCCACUUUUGAUUAAUCCUGAGUUUGCCUUGCAAAAGCUGACGGGCAGUAUUACAGUAGGUGAAACAGUGUCUGAAAUCUUCCAACAACGUGCCAAAUGCCAGUAUGAAUACGCCCGAAAGAUUAAAUCUAUCAACGAGGCAGUGAGUAAAAAGGUCAAAGGAGUUAAGAUGGAUACCAAUCUAGCCACACUCAUCACGCGAAUAUGUGAUGAAAAUACAGAGGAGUCGAAGAUGUUCACAAGAAGCGCUGAUGCUAUUACGGCUGACGAUGGACCGCUUUCAAACGUUUUAGAACUGUUUGAUAAGGAAAAAGACCAGCAGUUGCGAGCGAAGCUGAGCCAUGGCAAGAAACUCUGCAGGUCACAACAAAGCAGACAAACACAGAUAGACGCCUUGUUACAAAAACAGAAGAAAUACGACUCUAGGCUAUCCACUGUGAACAAGGCACUGACCGAAGACAGAAAUAAAUACAAGAAGACGUCACUUGGAGAUUACGAAGAGUUAAAAGAUACACUGAACGAAAAACUAAUAAAAUGCAACGCUGAACUUAAGGCAAAGAAACAAGAUGAACUUCACUGCAGACCUUCGUUCAUAAAGAAAAUGCAAGAUUUGGGGCAGAUGUAUGUUGAGAGGGACUCAACGAGGAUAGUACAAAUCAGCGAAGAGGCAAAGAAAUACAUGAAUUGCUUAGACGUUGACAGAUACACCAUUGAAAUGCUUAGAGAAAAUGUUUUAGAAAUGUCCGAAGUUAUCGACAAAACAAAGAUGGAGGAUCGACUGACGACAGUGCUAUACAAACAGUGGACAUUCCCAAAUGAUCCUCCAGAAAUGGUAACUAUAACUGCAGACGAGAAUCUGUCAAUAGAAACACAUGAACCUGUUCCGGAAGGUAUAUCAUUAAGCGUCCCCGUGUCUCAUGAAGCACCGUUGACGAGAAAGCGGGGAUCCUCCAAAUCUCCGAGGAGAGCUGGCGCAAGAUCUGUAUCUCCCGUCCCUGAUAGUCCCCGCACGACAGAAGUAGAAGUCCUCCUUGAGAACAUAAAGAGCUCGCCACCAGCUCCACGUAAAGAGCGGUACUUUAGAAAACCAUCCAAUCUGACUGUGCGUGCAGAUCAUAUGCAAAAUGACCAAUCCCAGAUCGAAGAAAUUAACGAGGUUUGCGAGAAUGACGGCCACAUGAGGCUCAAGCGGAAACUGACUGAGGAGCAGGUUAAUUUUGAUGUGUUCAGCGGUGAUUCGGGCAGUGACCAAGAUAAGAACCACAACGUAAAAGGAAACAACGAUGCAACCAUAGACUCCGACCUUUCCGAAAAAGAAGAAGCAAUUAUGCCAAAAUUGAACAGUUUCGCCUGGGCAGCAGCCCCUAGUAUGGAAAAUAAUUCAUUAAAUCCAAAAGCUAAUGAGACGGAAAAUGUCCCUGAAGUCAGUAGCGCAGUAAAGAUAGGAAACCUCUUCAUGGCCAGCAAAUUCAAACAGGAACCAGCACAAUCCCCCGUCAGGUUCGUAGGAUACGACGAUGAAGCCAAACAUAGUAAGACGACUACUGUGGACAAACGAUUAGCUCAAGCAGUCAAAGAACUCAACGAAACUGAUAGCGACUCCGGGUCAGAUCGAAAUUGUGUAAAGGAAAAAAAUGCAUCUUUUCUGAAUAGUCAAUAUGUCGGUGAUAUGUCGAAUAUAAAGGUGGUAGGAAUCGAUUAUUUCUUGGCGGAGAAACCAAAUGAAAUGAAUAUUACACCAGGAUUGAAACUGAUUCAGACGUGUCGCGAGAACUCCUACGGUCGAGCAUAUGGACAUACAUACGGAAAGCGGUUCUCUAGCAACAAGGAAGGAUUCUACCCAUCCAACUGUGUAGAGGUGUACAAAAUGAAAAAACACUACGAGUAAUCAUACAAAACUUAUUGGACAUGUAUAAUAAACAUAAUGUAGUAAGAGGUCCUCAUUACCGUUUACCAAAUUUAAUAAGUGGUGUACGAGAAUGAUGGCGUAAUGAUAGCUGACGUCACUGCACUACUUGAUGAGGUGUCCGUCAAGUUAUUAAAACCAGAGGAAAGCUUCUCUUACUACGUCAUCAGCGACUCGUCCCCAAGUUUAUUUUCAGUAUUAUGAGUGCAUAUUAGGAAAAAAAUUGAGUUUUCAUACUGU
Molecule: messenger RNA, 2204 nt
Organism: Owenia fusiformis
Lineage: Eukaryota; Metazoa; Annelida; Polychaeta; Sabellida; Oweniidae
Source: the annotation of a GenBank genome assembly